Trichoderma aggressivum f. europaeum is the source of this 453-nucleotide messenger RNA. RefSeq lists its product as uncharacterized. The transcript is spliced from 5 exons. Gene Ontology annotation, cellular component: prefoldin complex; cytoplasm. Gene Ontology annotation, biological process: RNA polymerase I assembly; RNA polymerase III assembly; RNA polymerase II core complex assembly. The coding region runs from base 1 to 453 and encodes 150 amino acids. NCBI's taxonomy places the organism in Eukaryota, Fungi, Ascomycota, Sordariomycetes, Hypocreales, Hypocreaceae. The record is from RefSeq and is a predicted model, not a curated record.
AUGUCGAGCGAGACCAUCAAUCUCGACACUCUCGAGCCCCAGCAGCUCGCGCAGGUCAAGAAGCAGCUUGAAGAGGAGCUCGAGCACCUUACGAGCUCCUUCGCCCAGCUCCACGGCGCCCAGAACAAGUUCAAGGAAUGCCUCCGAUGCGUACAGAGCCGAGCCGCCGAUAGCCAAGGCUCAAAAUCAGUCUUGGUCCCGUUGACCAACUCUCUCUACGUCAGCGGCGAGUUGACGAGCACCGAUACCGUCUUGGUGGACGUGGGCACAGGGUUCAUGAUUGAAAAGAAACUAAAAUCGGCCGAGAAAUUCUACGAUGCAAAAGUAAAGGAGGUUGGCAAUAGCUUAAAAGAGCUCGAGGCAAUUGUUCAGAGGAAACAAAUGAACGUUCGCACAAUAGAAGAGGUUUUACGGAGCAAGAUCAUGGCCAGCCAAGCAGAAGGUCAAAGUUGA